Messenger RNA from Eubalaena glacialis (North Atlantic right whale), 1058 nucleotides. RefSeq names its product ribosomal protein SA (gene RPSA). Gene Ontology annotation, biological process: ribosomal small subunit assembly; cytoplasmic translation. Gene Ontology annotation, molecular function: laminin receptor activity; structural constituent of ribosome. Bases 108 to 995 code for a protein of 295 amino acids. Gene Ontology annotation, cellular component: 90S preribosome; cytosolic small ribosomal subunit; ribosome. NCBI's taxonomy places the organism in Eukaryota, Metazoa, Chordata, Mammalia, Artiodactyla, Balaenidae. The record is from RefSeq and is a predicted model, not a curated record. The transcript is spliced from 7 exons.
GACUAUAUAAGGACGUCAUUUCCGCGCGCGCGUUCUUUCUGCGCCAGAUAAGGGUCCAUACGGCUUUGUUCUGGAUUCCCGUCGUAACUUAAAGGGAAACUUUCACAAUGUCCGGAGCCCUUGAUGUCCUGCAAAUGAAGGAGGAGGAUGUCCUCAAAUUCCUUGCAGCAGGAACCCAUUUAGGUGGCACCAACCUUGACUUCCAAAUGGAACAGUACAUCUACAAAAGGAAAAGUGAUGGCAUCUACAUCAUAAAUCUGAAGAGAACAUGGGAGAAGCUUCUGUUGGCAGCUCGUGCCAUUGUUGCCAUUGAAAACCCAGCUGAUGUCAGUGUCAUAUCCUCCAGGAAUACUGGCCAGCGAGCUGUGCUGAAGUUUGCUGCUGCCACUGGAGCCACUCCUAUUGCUGGCCGCUUCACUCCUGGAACCUUCACUAACCAGAUUCAGGCAGCCUUCCGGGAGCCAAGACUUCUGGUGGUUACUGAUCCCAGGGCUGACCACCAGCCUCUCACAGAGGCCUCUUACGUUAACCUGCCUACCAUUGCUCUGUGUAACACAGACUCUCCUCUGCGGUAUGUGGACAUUGCCAUCCCAUGCAACAACAAGGGAGCUCACUCAGUGGGUCUGAUGUGGUGGAUGCUUGCCCGGGAAGUUCUGCGCAUGCGUGGCACCAUCUCCCGUGAACACCCAUGGGAGGUCAUGCCUGAUCUCUACUUCUACAGAGAUCCUGAAGAGAUUGAAAAGGAAGAGCAGGCGGCAGCUGAGAAGGCUGUGACCAAGGAGGAAUUUCAGGGUGAAUGGACCGCUCCCGCUCCUGAGUUCACUGCUGCUCAGCCUGAGGUGGCAGACUGGUCCGAAGGUGUGCAGGUGCCCUCUGUGCCUAUUCAGCAGUUCCCCACUGAAGACUGGAGCGCUCAGCCUGCCACUGAAGACUGGUCUGCAGCUCCCACUGCUCAGGCCACUGAGUGGGUAGGAACGACCACUGAGUGGUCUUAAACUGUUCUUCCACAGACUCUUAAAAUGGAAAUAGGUUGACGGAAAAUAAACAGUUUCUAAAAA